This is a messenger RNA of Python bivittatus (Burmese python), 566 nucleotides long. The record is from RefSeq and is a predicted model, not a curated record. Lineage: Eukaryota; Metazoa; Chordata; Lepidosauria; Squamata; Pythonidae.
UGUUGAGACAAGUUGUCUUGAUGAAUAAAAGACGGUUAGAAUAGAAGAUGGCAGACCCUGAUAGCACCAUCAUAAACACCAGCAUAAACCAGAAAGAUCCAAAGGAAGCGUUGGUUAUCGCUGUGACAACAAGGGCCAUUUUCAGUUUGGAGAGGGAGCACGAAAUCUUCUUAACGAAGGGCAAAGAUGAGUAUGUGAAACACCAGCAAACAAAUGAGAACAGCCCCUUGGAGCAAGGAACAGCUUUUGCUUUCAUUCAGGCAGUGCAAUUUGUGAACAAGAAACUUCUUGAAAGAGACCCCGAGGAAAAGGGCCUCUUUGAUGUCAUUGUUCUCUCCAAUAACAGUCCAGAGAGUGGUGUGCGAAUAAUCAACAGUGUGAAACAAUAUGGGUCCACUGAAAGCCUUUGCAUUGCAUCUUGGGAAGAUGCGCAAAAAAUUUGGCCAAGAGGACUCUCCCAUCCGCAUCUAUUUGGUAACUGCCCGCAGUGGCCGUGAUAUGGGUAUCCAGGCCAUCAAAACUCUUAGGGAAUGGGGACUGCCAACUGAUGAAGCCUUCUUCAUGGC